CGUACACCGAACGAUUGGCUAUUCACAGGAUGUUGCUGAAACAGGUUCUACUGUGCGUAUUUUGGGCCUGUUGCUCUAUGAAGGUAAAUACACAAUCACUCGAUACAUGUGGCUUGACCGAUUCGACAAAGCGAACGCUAUGUGCUGCAAGUGAGUAUGACGAGAUUCCGGGCGUUGACAUGGAUGCAACGUUGAACUGCAUCCUUAAGACUACGAAAAUCGUCGACGAAACGGGAGCUGGAAAUUUCUACAGUUUGUUCGAUCCGAUGGCCGUUUUCGAAGAUGAAACCCGGAGGCUUAACCAUAAUCUUGAGGCGUGCAUGACCCGGCGAUUGAAAUACACCCUGCCGGAACCUCAGCGUGCACAUGCGUUCUACAGGUGCAUGAUGGCAGGCGAGUCUCAGUACUCCUUCAAGAAGGUGUUUAAUGCCAGAGUUUGUAAUUGAAAGGGACAUGGCAGCUCCGGACCCGUGUCAACUGUUUAAAAAACAGUAAACUUCCAGUAAUGGCCUGUUGCAACUUUUUCAUGAAUAUUUUACUGAUAUAGCGAUGACUUAUAACGAUUUCAAAAACCACAUCACUGCGAUAUUGAUUGAUCAAGAGUAGUAACUUUAGAGUAAACAAUAUUCUCCUAAAGGAUUGCAGUGCCUUCGUUCGUAAACAAUAUAAAUUAUUCAUCGUACUCUAGAAUCAUAUAAAACAGCGACUCCGCAAAGCAACAGAAGUGGAUCAGCGUACAAUAGUGUCGUGGUCAAGAAAGUGGUUUGCUUCAAAUUUUGUUUCUUUAGCAAUCAAUUAUAAAAUUAAACUAACAAUAAAAAAUCAGAGACAGAUUGAAAACUACAAAAAAGUCUGAACAGUUUGAAACAAGAUGCAGUGGAAUAAACUGCUUUUAUGUUUUGGUUUCUUAAUGUGGUGCCUUCUGCAGGUGGAUGCCCAAUACGGGAAUAAUUGUAACAAUUUAAUGAGCGCCAAAACGAAGAAGACACUAUGUGGCGCUAAAAAGUACAAAGCCAUCAAAGGUGUUGAUAUGGACAAAUUGUUGGACUGCGUGCUAAAGGCGUCGAAGAUCGUGGAC
Molecule: messenger RNA, 1078 nt
Organism: Anopheles cruzii
Lineage: Eukaryota; Metazoa; Arthropoda; Insecta; Diptera; Culicidae
Exons: 4
Coding region: 30-446 (138 amino acids)
Molecular function (GO): odorant binding
Source: RefSeq, a predicted model, not a curated record